Molecule: messenger RNA, 1366 nt
Organism: Selaginella moellendorffii
Lineage: Eukaryota; Viridiplantae; Streptophyta; Lycopodiopsida; Selaginellales; Selaginellaceae
Product: signal peptide peptidase-like 1
Exons: 3
Coding region: 47-1123 (358 amino acids)
Biological process (GO): membrane protein proteolysis
Cellular component (GO): lumenal side of endoplasmic reticulum membrane; cytoplasmic side of endoplasmic reticulum membrane; Golgi-associated vesicle membrane
Molecular function (GO): aspartic endopeptidase activity, intramembrane cleaving
Source: RefSeq, a predicted model, not a curated record
AAAAUCAGAUCACACUAGGGCGCGCGCGCGCGAGAGGGAGGAGAAAAUGGAGCCGCUCUGGAAGCUCCAAUACCUGCUGGAGCCGUCCUCUCUGGCGCUGAUCUCGACGGCCGCAGCGGUAGUCUUCGCCUCGGCGCACAGAGCCCUCGGCCAUGAGAUCGCGCUCGGCGGUGGCAGCAGCAGCAAGGAGAUGAUCAUCGGCGCGUCGUCGGUAACCCUAGAUAGCUCCCAGGCGCUCAUGAUCCCCCUCGCCAGCUCCUGCAGCCUCCUCCUCAUGUUCUACCUCUUCUCCUCCGUCUCGCAGAUCAUUACCCUCCUCACCACCGCCAUGGCCGCGGCAUCGCUCGCGUUUUGCAUCGCGCCCUACGCCGCCCGGCUGGGCUCUCCCAGAAUCCAAGCCCCGCUCGUGGCGGCCGCGACCGCGACCGCGAUCGCGCUGUGGCUGGUCUCGGGGCAUUGGCUGCUCAACAAUCUCCUGGGGAUUUCCAUCUGCGUGGCGUUCGUGUGCCACAUCCGCCUCCCAAACGUGAGAGUUUGCGCGCUCCUCCUGGCGUGCCUGUUCGUGUAUGACGUGUUUUGGGUGUUUUGGUCUGAGAGGUUCUUUGGCGCCAAUGUGAUGGUGUCCGUGGCGACGCAGCAGGCUUCCAAUCCAGUGCGCACCGUCGCGGACAAGCUCAAUCUGCCGGGCCUGGGAUCCAUCACCAAGCAGCUCGAUAUGCCCGUCAAGCUUGUGUUUCCUAGGCAUUUGAUCGGUGGCGCCGCCGGGAACGCUGUCGGCGAUUAUCUCAUGCUCGGCCUUGGAGAUAUGGCAAUUCCAGGCAUGUUGGUGGCACUGGUGGUGUGCUUUGAUCACCGCAAGAGCACCAAAGCCCGGGGCUCGGAGUUACCGUCGCCCAAAAACCAGCACAAGUACACAUGGUACGCUCAGUGCGGUUAUACCAUCGGUUUGAUCUGUGCCUUAGCAGCAGGUUUGCUAACUCACUCGGCACAACCAGCGCUUCUCUACCUGGUACCGUCGACUUUAGGACCCGUGAUGCUCUGCGCCUGGAUGAGAGGCGACUUUAACGAGCUCUGGAAUGGAUCCAGCAGGCUGAGCGACAAAUCACAGCUGGACGUGGUCUGAUCGAUCUGGAAACGAGGAGCGACAAUUCUUUCCCAGGAUUAUAACAAGAGGAAGUUUCAAUGAUCUCGUCGGAUAAGCUUAGACUACCAACUUGCAAGCAACACUUAACAACACACAAAGCAAAACCAGGAUCAUCAUGACCGAAAACGUAUGAAUGACGAGACUUAAGAAACUGUGCUUUCAGUCAGGACUCAGCGAAACUCGUUGAGUUUGGCUUGGCGAUAAUGACGCGCUCGAGAUUCC